Camellia sinensis is the source of this 663-nucleotide messenger RNA. NCBI's taxonomy places the organism in Eukaryota, Viridiplantae, Streptophyta, Magnoliopsida, Ericales, Theaceae. The record is from RefSeq and is a predicted model, not a curated record.
AUGCCACAUGUGGACCAGUUUGAUGGAUUAGGGGACCCCAUGGUGCAUAUCCGGUUGUUCUCAGAUGUCUUAAAGUCAAUGGGCUUAGCUCAAGCCGAAAAGCUAUCUCUGUUCGGGCGAACUUUGUUGGGUAUAGCUGCCGCUUGGUAUGCCAAAUUGGAGGAUUCAAUGAAACAAAGUUGGAAGGAGCCGGCUGAGGCAUUCAUUACUCAGUACUCCUAUAAUGCACAAAUUGAAGUAAUAACUCAGGACUUAGAAGUAACUCGUCAAGAGCGCAAAGAGAGCUUUGUGGAAUUUAUAACAAGACGAAGAGCCAAAGCGGCCAUGAUGACCAACAUGCCUUCAGAGAAGGAUCAAAUUCGAAUGGUCGUGAGAAAUUUAUAUGGCAAGAUAUUGCAAAAGAUGAUAGUCCUUCCGUUCUUUUCCUUUAAAUAUUUGCAUCAAAUGGGGGUCCAGAUUUUAGAUGUCAUGAAGCAAAGAAUCAUAUUAGAUGAGCAAGAACCUGUGAGAAAGACCUUUGUUUGCGAUUCCAAUGCUACUAGAAGUAGUAGCACAACCACGAAACCUUCAGAAAUCAACAUUGUUACCACCUCAACCAAAAUAACCAACCCGCUUGCUGAAACCAACCCACAACUUCACAAAUCAACCAGGCCUUGUAGCUAG